Messenger RNA from Salvia splendens (bonfire salvia), 1115 nucleotides. Its product is annotated as transcription factor RAX3. NCBI's taxonomy places the organism in Eukaryota, Viridiplantae, Streptophyta, Magnoliopsida, Lamiales, Lamiaceae. The record is from RefSeq and is a predicted model, not a curated record. The transcript is spliced from 3 exons. The coding region runs from base 91 to 987 and encodes 298 amino acids.
AAAAAGAGUGUAAUAAUGAGUAGAGUAGGGCUGGGAAAAUGAGUCAAUAAAAAGGGGAGCAGAGAAGGGGUGAGAGAAGGUAGAAUAGAGAUGGGGAGGGCUCCUUGCUGCGAUAAGGCCAACGUCAAGAAAGGUCCAUGGUCUCCUGAAGAAGAUGAAAAACUCAAGGACUUCAUCAACAACUACGGCCCCGCCGGAAACUGGAUCGCUCUCCCUCAAAAAGCCGGUCUGAAGAGAUGCGGAAAGAGCUGCCGGUUAAGAUGGCUGAAUUAUCUUCGGCCUAACAUCAAGCACGGUCUAUUUUCCGAUGACGAAGACAGAAUCAUCUGCACGCUUUAUGGAACCAUCGGAAGCAGGUGGUCAAUCAUAGCAUCUCAGCUUCCGGGAAGAACAGACAAUGACAUAAAGAACUACUGGAACACAAAGCUCAAGAAGAAAAUCUUUGGAAUAAAUCAAGCAAGAUUCCAACCACCCUUUUCGUUUCCGCUUCUUCAGACAUCAACCCCACAAUCUGCUCACUCUCUGUCGCAUUUGUACACCUCCUUUCUCGAUCAAGCUAGGAAACCUCUCCCCGCCGCCGACUGCAUCAAUUUCUUAGCUCCACAUAAUAAUAAUAAUAAUAGCAGUACUCCUCUCUACUCCAGCAGUAACCAAUUUAUACAAAAUGAGGAAUUCCAUGGCAACUAUAAUCCCAUGAAAGACAGCAUGCUUGUGAGUGGGAGUUGCUCCUCCUCGGAUGGGAGCUGCAGCCUCGUCAAAAGUGAAGAAAUUGGAAAUUUUCAGGAACGAAACUCGUUCGCGCUUGAAGAUCAGUUGGGGUCGAUUGUUGAUCAUCACAAGCAGAAGCAGAGGAAUGGGGUUUUGGAGAAUACUCAGUUGCAGUAUGAUCUGGAGGAAGUCAAGCAGCUCAUUACCAGCGGUGGCGGUGGCGGUGACUUGUUUUUCGGCGACGACACCAAGAUGGGGAUGUACAACUUUUCAUAUUAGGUUUUACUAUUAAUGGACAAGAAAAAGGAAAACCAAAUUAUUAGUUACUAAUGGAAAUAUUAUGGGAUUUUUUUUUCUUUAAUUCGUUACUAAAAGUACUACACUACUGCAUUUCUCUUCUUUUAUUA